Messenger RNA from Trypanosoma rangeli, 1488 nucleotides. RefSeq names its product putative succinyl-coA:3-ketoacid-coenzyme A transferase, mitochondrial precursor. Bases 1 to 1488 code for a protein of 495 amino acids. Lineage: Eukaryota; Euglenozoa; Kinetoplastea; Trypanosomatida; Trypanosomatidae. The record is from RefSeq and is a predicted model, not a curated record. The transcript has a single exon. Gene Ontology annotation, biological process: ketone body catabolic process. Gene Ontology annotation, molecular function: succinyl-CoA:3-oxo-acid CoA-transferase activity.
AUGCUUCGCCGUUCCUUUUUACGCAUGGUUGGCCUGAACAAGGUUAUGCCGUUGGAGAAGGCCCUUGCCGACGUCAAGAAUGGAGCCUCACUCGCCGUUGGCGGUUUUGGAACGGGUGGCAUGCCACACGCGCUUGCAAAGGAGCUUAAGCGCACUGGUGUCCGGGACCUCAGCAUCUACAGCGAUGGUGGCGGUAUUGAUGGCUACGGCAUUGGUCUGUUGUUUGAGGAUAAGCAAAUUAAGAAGAUGAUCGUAAGCUACGUUGGCAACAACAAACUUUUUGCACAGUCGUACCUGAAGGGUGAUGUGGAGCUGGAGUUUUCCCCACAAGGCACCCUUGCCGAGAGGAUGCGUGCAGGUGGUGCUGGCAUUCCUGCUUUUUACACCGCCACAGGGUUUGGCACGGUGGCGCAGACUGGCGGCCAGAUCACGAGACACAAUCCGGAUGGUUCCGUCGCCUGCGAGUCUGCUCCGAAGGAGACGCGCUUUAUGGACGGUCGCUGGUACGUUAUGGAGCGCGCCAUCCGCACCGAUUUCUCUCUUGUGAAGGCGUGGAAGGGGGAUCGGAGUGGUAACCUUGUGUUCCGUGGUACCUCCCGCAACUUCAACGUCCCCGUUGCUCAGUGUGGCCACACCGUUGUUGCGGAAGUGGAGAAUCUUGUGGAGAACGGCGAAUUGGACCCGCAUGAUGUGCACCUGCCGGGCGUUUACGUGGACCGCGUCGUGGUACCUGAACGGUACGAUACUUGGAUUGAGAAGCGCACGAUCUCACGUUCCCAAUCCACUGAGAAGCGUGCAGCAAAAACACCGGAGGAGGAGGCCCGCCAACGCAUUGCUCGCCGCGCUGCACUCGAGUUUUCCGACGGCAUGUAUGUGAAUUUGGGAAUUGGCAUCCCGACAGAGUCCGCCAAUUACAUCCUUUCCGGUGUGAAUGUGGUGCUGCAGUCUGAGAACGGCCUUCUCGGUAUGGGCCCCUUCCCUGAGGAAGAUAAGGUGGAUUGCGAUUUGAUCAAUGCAGGUAAGCAGACCAUCUCGUACCUCCCUGGUGCCGCCUUGUUUGACAGUGCAACCUCCUUUGCAAUGAUUCGUGGUGGUCACAUGGACCUCACGAUGCUUGGCGCUCUUGAGGUAAGUGGCAACGGAGAUCUCGCCAACUUUAUGAUUCCCGGCAAACUGGUGAAGGGCCCUGGGGGCGCGAUGGAUCUUGUGUCGAGCGGGGCACGCGUUGUUGUGACGACAUCGCACUGCAACAAGAAGGGUGUUCCUAAGAUCGUCGAACGCUGCAAAUUGCCGGUGACUGGCAAGAAUUGUGUCAACCGUAUUAUCACCGAAUUUGCUGUCUUUGACGUGGAGAACGGCCAGCUCGUGCUGAAGGAGGUCGCUGAGGGCGUCAGCGUAGAGGAGGUGAGGAAGAUGACAGAUGCCCACUUCCUUGCAAAAGAUGUGAAGACAAUGCCGCUGGCGCCCGUUCCGCCAGGCAUGAUGUAA